Molecule: messenger RNA, 5338 nt
Organism: Pipra filicauda (Wire-tailed manakin)
Lineage: Eukaryota; Metazoa; Chordata; Aves; Passeriformes; Pipridae
Gene: TRPC1
Product: transient receptor potential cation channel subfamily C member 1
Exons: 13
Coding region: 216-2561 (781 amino acids)
Biological process (GO): manganese ion transport; calcium ion transmembrane transport; regulation of cytosolic calcium ion concentration
Cellular component (GO): membrane; cation channel complex
Molecular function (GO): protein binding; store-operated calcium channel activity; inositol 1,4,5 trisphosphate binding
Source: RefSeq, a predicted model, not a curated record
GCCCUCAGCGCGGGGCCCGGAGCCUGCGCAGUGCGGCGGGGAGCGGCCUCCCGGCCCGGCCCUGCCCUGCCCGGCCCUGCCCGCCCUGCCCCGUGCCCGCCCGCCCGCGGGGUGACCGCGCUGGGGUCACUGCCCCGCUCCCCGCGGGGCCCGUGGGCACCGGGGACCGCGCCGCGACAGCGCCCCUCCCGCGCCCGCAUGGGCCUGGCCGAGCCAUGGCCGCCCUGUACCAGAGCGCGGACCCCUCCGCCUCGGCCUCGCCCAACAAGCUGCUGGCGCUGAAGGACGUGCGGCAGGUGAAGGAGGAGACCACGCUGGACGAGAAGCUUUUCCUGCUGGCCUGCGACAAAGGUGACUAUUAUAUGGUUAAGAAACUCCUGGAGGAAAACAGCUCGGGGGAAAUGAACAUAAAUUGUGUGGAUGUGCUUGGACGAAAUGCUGUUACCAUAACCAUUGAAAAUGAAAACUUGGACAUACUGCAGCUCCUUUUGGAUUAUGGCUGCCAGUCAUCGGAUGCACUGUUGGUGGCUAUUGACUCGGAAGUGGUGGGAGCUGUGGACAUUCUACUUAAUCAUCGGCCCAAAAGAUCCUCCAGACCAACCAUUGUCAAGUUAAUGGAACGCAUUCAGAACCCAGAGUACUCAACGACCAUGGAUGUGGCACCGGUCAUUUUAGCUGCUCAUCGGAACAAUUAUGAAAUUCUCACCAUGCUGCUAAAGCAAGAUAUAUCCUUGCCCAAACCUCAUGCUGUAGGCUGUGAAUGCACACUGUGUACUGCCAAGAACAAGAAAGAUAGUCUACGACAUUCCAGGUUUCGUCUUGACAUCUAUCGAUGUUUGGCCAGUCCUGCUUUAAUAAUGUUGACAGAGGAGGAUCCAAUCCUACGAGCUUUUGAACUCAGUGCAGACUUGAAAGAAUUAAGCCUUGUUGAGGUUGAAUUCAGAAAUGAUUAUGAGGAGCUCGCUCAACAGUGCAAAACCUUUGCUAAAGAUCUGCUUGCACAAGCACGGAAUUCCCGGGAGCUGGAAGUGAUUCUGAAUCACACAUCCAGCGAUGAACACGUAGACAAGCGAGGAUUGUUGGAAGAGAGGAUGAACCUAAGCCGCCUAAAACUUGCAAUCAAGUAUAAUCAAAAAGAGUUUGUUGCCCAGUCAAACUGCCAGCAGUUCCUGAACACGGUGUGGUUCGGGCAGAUGGCCGGCUAUCGCCGCAAGCACACCUGCAAGAAGAUCUUGACUGUUUUGAUGGUUGGCAUUUUCUGGCCAGUUCUGUCCCUGUGUUACUUGUUAGCUCCUAAAUCUCGAGUUGGUCGAAUGAUUCACACUCCUUUUAUGAAGUUUAUUAUUCAUGGAGCUUCAUAUUUCACGUUUCUCUUAUUACUUAAUUUGUACUCCCUUGUCUACAAUGAGAAUAAGAAGAAUACAAUGGGACCAGCCCUUGAGAGAAUAGACUAUCUUCUGAUAAUCUGGCUAAUUGGAAUGGUGUGGUCAGAUGUUAAGAGACUCUGGUAUGAGGGUUUAGAAGAUUUUUUAGAAGAAUCCCGUAAUCAGCUUAGUUUUGUCAUGAACUCCCUGUAUUUGGCAACUUUUGCCCUCAAGGUCGUUGCCCAUAACAAGUUCCAUGACUAUGCUGAAAGGAAGGACUGGGAUGCAUUCCAUCCUACCCUAGUAGCAGAAGGACUUUUUGCUUUUGCUAAUGUUCUUAGUUACCUGCGUCUCUUCUUUAUGUACACAACCAGUUCUAUUCUGGGACCACUCCAGAUUUCAAUGGGGCAGAUGCUGCAAGAUUUUGGAAAAUUUCUGGGCAUGUUUCUUCUUGUCUUGUUCUCAUUCACAAUUGGAUUGACACAACUUUAUGAUAAAGGAUUUACUGUAAAUGAAGAAAAGGACUGUGCGGGUAUUUUCUGUGAACAACAGAGCAAUGACACAUUUCAUUCGUUCAUUGGCACGUGUUUUGCUCUGUUCUGGUACAUAUUCUCCCUGGCACAUGUAGCAAUUUUUGUCACACGUUUCAGCUAUGGUGAAGAAUUACAGUCAUUUGUGGGGGCUGUUAUUGUUGGUACCUACAACGUGGUGGUUGUGAUAGUAUUAACUAAACUCCUUGUGGCAAUGCUUCAUAAAAGUUUUCAGCUGAUAGCAAAUCACGAAGACAAGGAGUGGAAGUUUGCUCGUGCCAAGCUCUGGCUCAGCUACUUUGAUGACAAAUGCACACUCCCCCCACCUUUCAAUGUCAUCCCUUCUCCCAAGACUAUCUGUUACCUCUUCAACAGUCUCAGUAAAUGGAUCUGCUCUCAUACAUCAAGUGGCAAAGUGAAACGUCAGAACAGCCUGAAGGAAUGGAGAAAUCUGAAGCAAAAGAGAGAUGAGAAUUACCAAAAGGUGAUGUGUUGCUUAGUCCACCGUUACUUGACUUCCAUGAGACAGAAGAUGCAAAGUACGGAUCAGGCAACUGUGGAAAACCUCAACGAGCUGCGGCAAGACCUGUCGAAAUUCCGCAAUGAAAUGAGAGACCUGCUUGGCUUCCGCACUUCUAAAUACGCCAUGUUUUAUCCAAGAAACUAAAGCCUAGCUUGUAAACAAGAAGUGUGUACUUUCAGAUACCUGUAGGUAAAAGUGCUGCCCUAAUUCUGUUGCCAGAUCAUAUCAACGAGAUAUUGCACAAAAAUACAUUUCAAAAUGCAUUUGCAUGAGUCGCAGCUGCAGCAGAGUGGUUGAAAUAAAUGCAAAAUCAGAUAUAGUAAUUUUCUUAGGCUUUCAGUGUGUAUAUAAAAUUUGUAUAUAGGAGUUUUUUAAAUGUUCCUCAGAGCGUGGCUGUCAGGUGUCAGAGCUUCAUAACUAGCACAACGUCUUUCUUUCUUCUAUUUUUGCUGUUUGUUCUUUUUUGAUACUUCUUUUUCAAGUUGUGGGGGAAGAUAGGCUUUUUAAACAAAAAUCCAGCCUACGUUUAUUUUUAAUAGAAAAGUCAGAUAUAGAAUAAUAGAAAAUUUCCAGCACAGUUGGAAAUUAUGUUUGACUGUAGGUUACAGUGCACGGGGAGACUGUAUGGCUCUGAAAGAGGCAGUUCUAGUUUUGUAUGUUAACGUUGACUGUAACAUUUAUAGAAUACAGCACAUCAAGUCAUCAAGACUCUUCCCUUUCAUGGGAACACUGACAUUUUGAACACAAAAUAGACCAACUAUUUCUUGAAUGUUGAUGGUUAUAUAUAAGACAAUCAAUCCCUGCUUGGAUUUUUCAGCAGUGCCUCAAUAGCACAUUUUAAUAUAUGUGCUAAGAUUGGGAACAGAAUUUUAAAACUAACCUGUGCACAUUUAAUGUUUGAUGUCUUGGGGUUUUAAAAUCUGGAUAAUAAAUUAUUUGAAUUAUUAGAACCUGUGAUUUAAUGAAAGUGAGGUGGAGCACAUGAGUGCUGUUGUUUGCAGUGCUGAACAAUUCCUGUGAAACAUUCUAUGCUUGUUUCUGUGAGAUCAUUGAGUCUGGUCAUUGGAGAGAUGUACUUCAGAAUGGUCUGCUUAACACAGGUUUUACAUAUCCUACUUUAAACUUUUUUUUUCUUUUUUCCUGUUUUUUACCACAAUUGUUGCCAAGCUAGAAUUUAGUUUAUGUCAGGAAUACUAUGUUUUGUGAAAACAUUGAUCUGACUUUGCUUACAAUGGACAGUAAGGGCUUUGUGGAUUUUCUGUGCUAGAGGGUCCUUUAUAUGCUUAUAUAUAUAUAUUAUUCAAGCUGAAAAAUUGUAAUUGAGAAAUGUGAGAUUCCUGUAUUUUUAAUUACAAAAUAAGUAUAUUUAUGACAGCUAAAGGGUUGACUGACAAUUUUGUUGUUAUGAUGGUGCUGUUCUAAAAUGGCUGUAUGGCCAGAAGGCGCAGGCAGCCAGAGUGGUCUUUGACUACAGUAGAUUUGGGGAGAUUGAUGGAGUGGAGGCUCACACGAAUGUUUACUUUUUUGAAGGAAUUCUUAUAAAACUCUUUCUUGUAAAGGUAAUAUAUUUUCUGUACUAUGACAUUAUGUAUUUCUGAACUAGGUUUUAAUACUCUGCUUCCAGAAAUGUUACAGUCUAGAGGGAUUCUGAUACUUGAUUUCAUGUGAAUAGGAAGUUAACCUCUUGGUUCAAAGCAAAGAGGAUCACUGAGUUUUGUAUUUGGACUCAGAUCUCAUGUCUGGAUGAUGCACCAACAUAAAAUCUAUGUGCUGUCUGUGUUACAUAGAUCCAAAAAAGGAAGCAGACAAAUAAAAGCUCUUUGAAAAAUGUGGUUGUAUUAAUAUUAGUCAUAUUGCAAACACGUUAUAUCAGGUACCACAUUGAAAGUAAUUUGUCAUGUCAAGGUAGUAAGUUUAAGGAAGGUAGCUGGUGUCAGUGUGUUACUGCCUUUUUUCCUCCUGGACUCAUCCUGUUUGGUUCGUUGAAAUGGCAUCAUCCAGUGCCAUGAAGAGAUGCUUGAGCUGGUUCCAGACUAGCUAGGCUGGAUCCUAGGACCAUUAUUAGCUGUUUGGCACUGGGCUCAUGCUGGUUGGUUGUGGGAAGCUGGGUAUGUUGAGAGUAUGACUGAAGGAGCUGAUGGACUGACUGCUUUUCAGAUGUUCAGCAGAGUCACUGAGAGCCAGCUUUGGGGUCAUUGUCUUGUGGCACAGUGUCCUACUACAGUGUGGAUGUCCUUAAGAAGAACUGUUGUACUUUAAGGCUCUUUUGGGGUGUUUGGCUGGGAACUGGGGGUCCUGGAGUUUUUAUUUGUCACUGAAAUGCAUACCUGUAAAGUGAUGGGGACCAGAGAGAGAGGUUUGUUCUCUGUUAUACCUUAGUUACAUAACAUUUUGCAUCUGUUUUGUUUGAAAGCUGUUGUAGUCUUCCUGUCUGCUUGGCUGCUAAUCAGUACAGAGUGCUAAUUACCCAGUCUUGUCUCAUUCUGAUUUUCCUAGUUCAUAUGUGUUAAACAUUCUAUUGCUUUCUUAUUUGGCAGUUUAAUACUGGCUGUUCCAGUAUUGUUGGGGAUCCAAGAUCUCCUUUAUGCCCACUCACAGAAUAGUUCUGGACAUGCAGAGGAACGAAAUUUUAGAUGUCACAAAAAAAAGUUUGGAGAAGCUGGAGUUUACUUGGCUGUAGAAUUCAGAAUGUUCUUGUACAAAUGUUAGCGCAAGUCAUAAAAGUACUGAGUUGGUUUUUUUAAGCUGAAAAAGGUUGAUCUUUAUUCCCUUUCAUAUUAAUGUGUGUUUUGUCUUAAAGCUAACUUUGCCUUGAUGAAUGAAAAAUGGAGAUGGAAAUUUUCAUGCCACCUGUAUUUGCAACAGAAAGGUCAAAACCACUCAUUACUGAAAGUAAAAGCUUAUUUUAUGUUCUUGCUGAA